Messenger RNA from Rotaria sordida, 1020 nucleotides. Lineage: Eukaryota; Metazoa; Rotifera; Eurotatoria; Philodinida; Philodinidae. The record is from the annotation of a GenBank genome assembly.
AUGGAAUUAGCAUUAUUCUUUAUCGGACAGAUUUCCUUACAGCAAUCUCCAGUAAUUCCUAAUAUUCCAGCCGAUGCCCGAUGGAAACAGAAUGGAGCGACUGUUGCUGGAGGUCAUGGACAAGGCAGUGCCACCAAUCAACUCAACGAGCCUUUUGGUCUCUUCGUUGAUGAUGAUCAAACGAUAGUCAUUGCUGACUGGGGCAAUGAGCGUAUCAUUCAAUGGAAGAUGGGUGAUACGAAUGGACAAGUAGUAGCUGGUGGCAAUGGCCGAGGAAAACGAUUGGAUCAAUUGAAUAGUCCAACCGAUGUGUUGAUCGACAAAGAGACGGAUAGUCUCAUUAUUUGUGACCGGGACAAUCGACGAGUCGUUCGAUGGUCUCGUCGUAGUGGUACAACUCAAGGAGAAAUUCUCAUCAACGACAUCAAUUGUUGGGGAUUGGCCAUGGAUGAUCAGAGAUAUCUCUACAUCUCUGACUACGGAAAACAUGAAGUAAGACGAUAUCAAAUAGGAGACAAGAAUGGAACUAUCGUGGUUGGUGGCAAUGGCAAAGGCGCUGGUCUCAAUCAACUCAACUUUCCGACCUACAUCUUUGUCGAUCAACAACAGACUGUCUACGUGUCAGACAGGGACAAUCAUCGUGUAAUGAAAUGGAAUAAAGGUGCAAAAGAAGGAAUUGUCGUCGCUGGAGGUCAAGGCGAAGGGAAUGCUCUGACACAAUUGUCGAAUCCUCAUGGACUGUUCGUCGAUACAUUGGGUACCAUCUAUGUGGCAGACUUAGGGAAUCAUCGAGUGAUGCGUUGGCCUAAAGGAGCAAAACAGGGCACUGUCAUUGUGGGUGGAAAUGGUGAAGGAGCAAAUCAGUUACACUGGCCCAUUGGUGGAUUUAUUACAACAGAAAAGAAUGGAAUAAGAUAUAUUCUUCUUUUGAAUAAAAAUUUAUUUAUAUCAACAUAUCUAUUCUAUACAUAUCAAGAUCAACAAUUUGUUAUUCAUGUACAAGUAUGUAUUAAUCAAUAA